Trichechus manatus latirostris (Florida manatee) is the source of this 13718-nucleotide messenger RNA. RefSeq names its product MON2 homolog, regulator of endosome-to-Golgi trafficking (gene MON2). The transcript is spliced from 35 exons. The coding region runs from base 5810 to 10756 and encodes 1648 amino acids. The record is from RefSeq and is a predicted model, not a curated record. NCBI's taxonomy places the organism in Eukaryota, Metazoa, Chordata, Mammalia, Sirenia, Trichechidae.
ACUCUUCCUCGGUCCUCCCUAUUCAUUGUCCAGCUUUUGCAUGUAUUUCUUUGUAAUAUGGAAAAAAAGUUAUUUUCUUUUAGAAAGGGAAAGACAGUUUCUAGUAGUUAGUGAUUUUUGUGUUAUUUAUGAGAUACUUAAAAGUGCCCAUGAAGGAACUUCCUUCUUUCCUUUUGUAUUUUGCUAUUACCUUUUAAAGAUUAUGAACAUGUCAUUUUGAACUCUUAAGAAAGGUAUAAUGUAUUAUAAUUCUCAAAAAUAUUUUUUAAAUCCGUAGUGAAUCACUGUGUAUACAUUUCCCUGUGUUUAAUUAUUUUAUGGGAUAUUAUUUAAAGCAAGAAGUUAUCCUCUUCUUCAUACAGAGAAUCUUUGAUAAGUAGAAGGAAAUCUGAGACUGAAGAUCUCCGUUCAUACAGGACACUCUUAAAGAUCUAGACUAGGCCUGGGUAUGCUAAAGUAACACUGCAGUGGUUGGGAACCCGUGAUAUAUAAGUGUUGUCAAUAAACAUUGAUAAUGAGAAUUUCCAGCAACAUAGCGUGCCUAUGAGAAUAAGAUGUUACGGUUUCAAAGUAUUUUGACAACAGAGACUUGGAUAUAAAACGUGAGGAACUAUAGUUUUAAUUAUAUGUAAGGCAAAAAAACAGCCUUUUUGAUGAUUCCUUGAAUUUAGGAUUGAAAAUACUGGUUAUGUAUUUUUUAAAAUACUGCUCCAAAACGACUUUAAAAAAGGCUCUUUAUUCCUUCUUAUUGUCUGUAUGUAUUAAAAUAUUUGUUAAACAUACGUAUACAUACGUGCGCCAACUCUUAUUUUUCUAAGGAAAUUAAAAUAGUGUCUGGCAUAUUUGAAAUCCUUUACCGAAAUAAAACAUUUAGCAUGCUACAGAACUGAUUUUGGUAACUAGUAAGGACUAAACUCACUACAAUCCAGAAAGUCACGACAGAUCACAUUGGUAUCUAUGAAGGUUCAGUUCAGUCACUCUCUGUUGACACUGAGACAAAGUGAAAUAUUGAAUAUUGGGUAUAUACAAGGUAUAUAGAGCCAGAGUGAGGAGGGGAGGAAGGGGUUAAACAUUUGGAAAUGAUGAAAGAAGCCUCAGUGAGCACAGAUUAAUUCCACUGCUCUAGUAAGAAAUUUACCCAAGAGCAUUUGAGAUGUAGUGUGUAUUACAAAUUAAUAAUUUUAAUGUUCUUUAAUUUAGUUUUUACAGUAGUAAAUUUACUAAAAUUUGUACAUCUUCAAAAUACAUCCAGAAUCUGACCACUUCUUACCACCUAGGGCCUGUCCACCACCAUCUCUUGCUUUUGUAUUACUGCAGUAGCCUCCUAAAUGGUCUCUCUCUUUCUUGAUCUCCCCACCUGCUGCCCCAAGUAGUCAAUUUUCAACACAGCAUUUAGAGUAACACUGUUAGAUCCUAAAUCAGAUCAUGUAACUACUCUGCACAAAACCCUCCACUGGUUUACCAUCCCCACUCAGAGUACUAUGUUAAUAAAAGCCACAGCCCUGGCAGUGCCUUCUACUUAAAAAAUCUGCCCUUGGCCUUCUACCUAACCUCCCACCACUCUGUCCUUCAUUCAGUUCACUCCAGCCACAUUGGCUUUCUUGCUGGUUCCUGAACACAUCAAGCACUGUCACUUCUACUUCAGCACCUUGCACUUGCUGUUCCUUCUUCCUGGAGUGCUCUAGCACCCUGACGUGCUCCUGCACCUCCUUCAAGUCUUUGCUCACAUGUUACUUUCUCAGUUCUUUAAGAUAGCAGUCCCUCCUUCCCUAGUACUCCCUGUCCACUAUCUCAGCUAUUUAUUUCUUUCCAAAUACGCUGUAUAAUUUACUUUCUUGUUUGCAUGUUGUCUGUCUUCUCCCACUAGACUGUAAUUCUGUUCACUGAUGUUUUCCCAUUGCCUGGAACAGUGCUGGGCACAUAGGUGUGUUCAGUAAAUAUUUGUUGAGUGAAUAAACCUCAGUGAACUGCAGAAUUUACAUAUGUAUUUUUUACAGUAAGUUAACACUAGCCUAGCCUAGAAGCUUACUGAGGGGUUUUAUUUUGUGUCAAGAAAGGAGGCAGUAGAGGUGCACUUGUGAUUGGUCCUGGUACUUGACGCUAUAGGUCAGGCUGAGGUCUGGGUUGGAUCAUUAGGUAUUGCACUGUAGUGAAAAAAAGUUGAGAAAAUGUUUCUGAUGUCCAAAAAAACUAGACCAGGAAGAGUCAGAAUUCCUAUGUUAUAAUCCUGACUCUGCUUUUUUUUUUCUUUUAAUGCUGGAGCCUUGUCAUAGGUAAUGGGAGAGUAGGAAAGUCAGAGUAUGCCAGAGACUGCAGAAAAAAAAAUGUUGCUCCCAAGAGUUCUAGAUAAGAAACUUUGCCUCUCUGCUGCACACCUCGUUGUGCAGAUCCAAUGAAAUGGUGGUGUAAAACCACCAUAAAAACAAUAAAGUGCCAUAUAAAUAUAAGUUAAUGUUAGUAGUAAUACCCUGUAUUAGACCUCUUAUAGGCGUGGCAGAUUUUUACUACAUUUUGUUCUAUGAGAAUUUCUAGGUUUAAGACACUAGAAGUACAACUUGUCAUUCAUUUUCAGUACCUUACACUCAUGGAAGGUCCUUGCAAGUUGUAACAAGUUUACCAUUUGAGCAUAUCCUUACCUGAUUACUGAAGUUUUGAAACUGCUCCCUGAUUACUUCUCCAAAACUUAUUCCUAGAAAUACAAGAUUGGCCAAAUGAGAAAGGACAUGGAACUCUUCCCCACCUCCGCCACUCUUACAUACCUGGCUUUAUUCUCUAUAGCACUUACCACUACCUUUCAGGGCUUCCAACCAGUUUGUUCUGAUUUGAACCCUUGCUGAGAAUUUGCAUUUCCACUACAGAUACACUGAAUCAGAAUCUACAUUUUAAUAAGAUGCCCAGCUGAUUCUUUAUAACUUCCUGGGAACUUGUUAGAUAUGGAAAUCUUAGCAGGGAACUUGUUGGAAACGCAAAUUCUCAGCAGGGCUUCGAAGCCCUGCCACCUUACCUAGUACAGAUUUGUUUAUUGCUUUAUUGACUCUCUUUCCCACGAGGAUAUAAGUUCCAAGAGGGUUGGACUCAAAAAGUUUUUUUUCUGCUAUAUCCUGUUGUUUAGAACAGUGUCUGAUAUGUAGUAGGCAUUCAGUAUAUAUUUGGUAGAUGAAUGAAUGAAAGAAACUUUGAAGAUGCUAUUUUCCCCUUCUUUUCCUUCAAACUGUCUUGUUUUGGGGGACCCCCCCUAUUUUUAGUGGGGUAGAAUGAUGGUGAGGAGGAGGAGGAGAUAUUUCUCCCUGAAAUUUGACGUCAGUGUCCUGGAGGGAAAGAGGAGGGAGGAUUAUUGACAGAAGCCGUAGAGCAGGGGUUCAUUUGUUUUCUCAUAAGGUAAAUGAACAAUGUUUAAUGUCCUUUAGCCGAAGGGUUCCUUUUCAUACCUUUGAGCAGAGCUUCCAUUGCCUCACUGUGUGAUUGCUGUUUCUCUUCAUUUGUGGAAAAGCUUGUAUGUGAUAAGGUCCUAUGUAUCAGUUUACUUUGAGUGGUUUUUUAAGAUUGCUUCUUAAAUAAAAUUGUAAAACAAGUCGGAAAGCAUAUCAACUUUAAUGAUCUUUUUCUUUUAAAAGGUUAACACAUUUCAGUAGUGAUUAGUACUUUAUUCUUGCUACUACCAAAUUAAGCGGAUCCAGGUGAAUUAAGUUUCUUUUUUAAUCUUUCUUUUUAAAAGAAAAGCAUUUUCCUUGUCUUAAAAAACAAUUUACAAAGGCAUCGAUAAAACUUUCUUAAAGUUUUAGAAGUAAGACCUAGUAUAUCCGUUAGGCAUCUUAGUUGGAGGCAGUGAAAGCUCAUAUAAGCAGACAUGAAAUUAAUUGAUAGGAUUGUGUGGCUCACAGAGUUGGUAGAAGGCAGGAGGGAAAAAGCCCUAGGAAAACUGCAGUAACAAAGGGAGGCUAAAGAGCUGGAGCAGGCGCCCGUGAGACCAUUACUGCUGCCUCUGUUGAACACAGACUGUGUGUUACAGAUUGCACUGCUGCUUGCACUGGCCACUCGAUGUCACCACUGGUUCUGCUGCUAGCACUGCUCUUGGCAGCUAGAUGUUGCCUCCACUAUCGCUACUUUCAGAAUUCUUUCUUGCCUCGGCUUUUCUGUGCCACUAGCCUACAUAUUCAAAUGCUUGAUGGGUGCAUAUGUUUAACUAAGCUUAGGUUGCCAGGUCAUGUGGGGAAGAAAGUCUCUGGAAUUUUCAGUUUUAAUAGUGGAAGAUGAGCUCUGUCUUGCACCAAAGCACAUGAAAUUGGGAAUUUUCCAGUCAUUGGCAGGGCUUUCACAUGCUUGGAAGCCAACAAAGUAACAAAGACCCACUACACAUAGUAUAUUCUAGAAUCGAUUGUUUAUUUUAUGUGUUAACCAGCUCGUCCUCAGAGUAAGAAUCCAUGGAACACUGGUGUUCUUCCAUAAUUAUUUUUACAACUUUAGAGCCUUUGAAUCACUUAUCCUUAGCAAGCAGCAAGAGAUAAUAAAUGGGCAAGUAGCAAGAAAAAUUAAUAGGAAAACUUGGAUAUAUUAUGUCUUAUGAGUGUUUAUGUAUUAUUUUUGGAGAUGUAGAGACCACUGUAAGUAUGAAGUAGCCACACUUCUUGAUAGAAAAAUGUUCUAAGUUUCUAUGAUGUGGAUAAUAUAUCAGUGUUUUAUGUCAUCACUGUCUAAUAGGAAUAUAAUAUGGGCCACAAAUGCAAGACAUAUGUAAUUUUAAAUUGCAUUAAAGAAGUACAAAUAGGGAAAACUAACUGUAGUAAUAUAUUUUAUUUAACCCAAUAUAUUCAAAACAUUAUUUCAGCAUAUAUAAUCAAUGUAAAUAUUGAAGAGCUAUCUUACACUCUCUUUUCGUAUUACACUUUCAAUAUCCAGUGUGUAAUUUAUAUCUAGGAGUCCCUGAGUGGUGCAUACAGUUAGUGUGCUUGGCUGCUAACUGAAAGGUUGUAGAUUCUAGUCCACGCAGAGGCACCUCGGAAGAAAGGCUGGUGAUCUAUUUCCGAAAAACCAGCCAUUAAAAACCCUUAUAGAGCAGAGUUUUACUCUUACACACAUAGGGUUGCCAUGAUUCAGAAUCAGCUUCCCAGCACCUCGUUUUGGAUUUUUAUUUUACACUUAGAAGAUAAGCUCAGUUAGAACUAACCACAUAUCAAGUGCAGAAAACUGGCUCUUCUAAUCCAGAGCAGUAGUUUCACUUGAUUUUGUUGUGUUUUGAUUUUUUUGUGUUUGUGUUGUAGAGAGGGGAAGGGUGACUUGGGGAGGACAAACCUGAUUUUUUCUGUUAAGUUUUGUUUCUGUUGUUAUUUUUUAUUUUCUGGACAUUAAAAUUGAUGCAAACUUGAGCUAUUCCAGAUAUGCCUCAUGGCAGAGGAAGGCAACAUAGGGUAGUACAUUGUAUGUGAUUGAUUAAAUUAAUCAUAUUUGAUUGCAUUUAAUGUAUAUGCCACUACCAGGCUUAAUAUCUAUGUUUUGAAAAUACAGAAAGGUGUUAGUGACUGACUAUUUGUGCGUGAGGUUUUAUCUGUCAUGUAUGAUUUCUUUUCUCUGCACAAUUCAUGUUAAUAGUAAGUUUUUUUGUUCUAAUUAUUUUUAUUUUUGCAGGCUGCUGAAUCAGGAAUAAUAAAAGUUAAAACAAUAGCUGCACGAAGCACCGAAAUUUUGGCAGGAUUAAAAACUACAAUUAUGCAGUGAAACUGCUCAGAGCAAGGAAACCCCUAGGAUAUGGGGACCUCUUGGAUCUCUUUCAGCAUUGAAAGAGAAUAGCUCAGAAGUUGUUCAGCCUUUUUUAAUGGGGUGUGGAACCAAGGAACCGAAGAUCACUCAGCUAUGUUUGGCAGCCAUUCAGAGGCUAAUGUCACAUGAAGUCGUAUCUGAGACUGCAGCUGGAAAUAUAAUUAACAUGCUUUGGCAGCUAAUGGAAAAUAGUCUUGAAGAACUUAAGCUACUUCAAACAGUUCUUGUUCUUUUGACAACCAAUACAGUAGUUCAUGACGAGGCACUCUCUAAGGCAAUUGUUCUUUGUUUUCGACUACACUUCACAAAAGAUAAUAUUACAAAUAAUACAGCUGCUGCUACAGUGCGACAAGUUGUUACUGUUGUUUUUGAGAGGAUGGUUGCUGAAGAUGAACGACACAAAGUUAUUAUAGAACAACCAGUACUUGUCCAAGGAAACAGUAAUAGAAGAUCUGUCAGUACCCUCAAACCUUGUGCUAAAGAUGCAUAUAUGCUUUUUCAGGACCUUUGUCAGUUGGUUAAUGCUGAUGCCCCUUACUGGCUAGUAGGCAUGACAGAAAUGACUCGGACAUUUGGCCUCGAAUUACUUGAGUCAGUCCUGAAUGAUUUUCCACAAGUCUUUUUACAACACCAAGAAUUUAGUUUCCUUCUCAAAGAAAGGGUAUGUCCUCUUGUGAUAAAGCUGUUUUCUCCAAAUAUAAAAUUCAGACAAGGUUCCAGCACUUCAUCUUCCCCGGCACCAGUUGAAAAACCGUAUUUUCCCAUCUGCAUGCGUUUGCUGAGAGUAGUGUCUGUUCUAAUUAAGCAGUUUUACAGCCUUUUGGUAACUGAAUGUGAGAUAUUUCUUUCACUUCUGGUGAAGUUUCUGGAUGCAGAUAAACCACAGUGGUUACGAGCAGUUGCAGUGGAAUCAAUACACAGACUCUGUGUGCAGCCUCAGCUAUUAAGGUCAUUUUGUCAAUCCUAUGAUAUGAAACAACAUUCUACCAAGGUUUUUCGUGAUAUUGUAAAUGCACUGGGAUCGUUUAUCCAGUCGUUGUUUCUUGUCCCUCCUACUGGAAAUCCAUCUGCCACAACAAACCAAGCUGGAAACAAUAACACAAGUGGCCCAGCCUCAGCACCAGCAAACUCAGGAAUGUUGGGAAUUGGUGGAGGUAUUACUUUGCUACCAGCAUUUGAAUAUAGAGGAACUUGGAUACCUAUUCUGACUAUAACAAUUCAAGGCAGUGCUAAAGCCACCUACCUAGAGAUGUUGGACAAAGUGGAGCCCCCAACUAUACCGGAAGGUUAUGCCAUGUCUGUGGCAUUCCAUUGUUUGCUAGACCUCGUACGUGGAAUAACUAGUAUGAUUGAAGGAGAGUUAGGGGAGGCUGAAACAGAAUGUCAGACUACCACUGAAGCAGCUUCUUCACCAGCACAGUCAUCAGAACAGCAAGAUUUACAGUCAACAUCAGAUCAAAUGGAUAAAGAAAUAGUUAGCAGAGCUGUUUGGGAAGAAAUGGUGAAUGCUUGCUGGUGUGGUCUUCUUGCUGCACUCUCACUUCUUCUUGAUGCCAGCACAGAUGAAGCUGCCACUGAGAAUAUUUUAAAAGCUGAACUGACUAUGGCUGCUCUUUGUGGAAGGCUGGGCCUUGUAACUUCAAGAGAUGCCUUUAUAACUGCAAUAUGCAAGGGUUCCCUGCCUCCUCAUUAUGCCCUUACUGUAUUGAAUACCACCACUGCAGCUACACUUUCCAGUAAAUCGUAUUCCAUCCAGGGCCAGAGUGUUACGAUGAUAAGUCCAUCAAGUGACUCUCACCAGCAGGUUGUGGCAGUGGGUCAGCCUCUAGCAGUCCAGCCUCAAGGGACCGUAAUGCUAACUUCCAAAAAUAUCCAGUGUAUGAGGACUUUACUUAACUUGGCACACUGCCACGGGGCUGUUCUUGGAACAUCAUGGCAACUUGUCUUGGCAACUCUGCAGCAUCUUGUAUGGAUUUUAGGAUUAAAGCCUAGUAGUGGUGGUGCCUUGAAACCUGGGAGAGCUGUAGAAGGACCCAGUACGGUUCUAACAACAGCUGUGAUGACAGAUUUACCUGUGAUUUCCAAUAUACUUUCAAGAUUGUUUGAAAGCUCACAGUAUCUUGAUGAUGUUUCAUUGCAUCAUUUAAUAAAUGCACUUUGCUCCUUAUCCCUAGAAGCAAUGGAUAUGGCCUAUGGAAAUAAUAAGGAACCAUCUCUUUUUGCUGUUGCCAAAUUGUUAGAAACUGGGCUUGUUAACAUGCACCGAAUAGAAGUUUUAUGGAGACCUCUAACUGGCCACCUACUUGAGGUCUGCCAGCAUCCAAACUCUCGAAUGAGAGAAUGGGGAGCAGAAGCUUUAACUUCACUUAUUAAAGCAGGACUAACAUUUAAUCAUGAUCCUCCACUUUCACAAAACCAGAGGCUCCAGUUGCUUUUAUUGAAUCCAUUAAAGGAGAUGUCCAAUAUUAACCACCCUGAUAUCCGACUCAAGCAGUUAGAAUGUGUGUUGCAGAUUCUGCAGAGUCAGGGAGACAGUCUUGGGCCUGGGUGGCCAUUAGUGCUUGGAGUCAUGGGAGCAAUCAGAAAUGAUCAAGGAGAAUCCUUGAUACGAACUGCAUUCCAGUGUCUUCAGUUAGUUGUGACAGACUUUCUACCAACAAUGCCUUGUACUUGUCUGCAGAUAGUUGUAGAUGUUGCAGGUAGCUUUGGGCUUCAUAACCAAGAACUUAAUAUUAGUUUAACUUCAAUAGGUUUAUUGUGGAAUAUUUCAGAUUAUUUUUUCCAAAGAGGGGAAACUAUUGAAAAAGAAUUAAAUAAGGAAGAGGCAGCACAGCAAAAGCAGGCAGAAGAGAAAGGAGUGGUUUUAAAUCGGCCGUUCCACCCUGCACCACCGUUUGAUUGCUUGUGGUUGUGUCUUUAUGCAAAAUUGGGUGAACUAUGUGUGGACCCCCGUCCAGCUGUUAGGAAGAGUGCUGGGCAAACUCUGUUUUCUACAAUUGGUGCACAUGGAACUUUGUUACAACAUUUAACAUGGCACACUGUUAUAUGGAAGGUUCUCUUUCAUCUACUGGACCGAGUUCGAGAGUCUUCUACCACCGCAGACAAAGAAAAGAUUGAGUCAGGAGGUGGCAAUAUUCUCAUUCAUCAUUCAAGGGAUACAGCAGAGAAGCAGUGGGCUGAGACAUGGGUAUUAACAUUGGCUGGAGUAGCAAGAAUCUUCAACACUAGAAGAUAUUUACUGCAACCUUUAGGAGAUUUUUCCAGAGCAUGGGAUGUUCUUCUUGACCACAUACAAUCAGCAGCCCUCAGCAAAAACAAUGAAGUAUCUCUGGCUGCUCUGAAAAGCUUCCAGGAAAUUUUACAGAUUGUAUCCCCUGUCAGAGACUCAGAGAAGCCUGAGACACCACCUGCAGUUAAUGUACCUGUGCCUGUCCUUAUAGGACCCAUGUCAGGCCCUAGCCUGAGCAGGCCAUUUAUAAGAACAGAUUCCAUUGGAGAAAGACUUGGAAGAUAUAAUAGCUCAGAGCCACCCAUAGUUAAUGAUGAGCUUGAAGAUUUGAAUCUCUGGUGGGCUGCAUGGAAUACCUGGUAUAAAAUUGGAUCUGAAAGCACUAAGCCUCCUAUUACUUUUGAUAAAUUAACUUUCAUUCCCAGCCAGCCUUUUCUUACAGCUUUAAUUCAGAUAUUUCCAGCUCUCUACCAGCACAUAAAAACUGGUUUCAACAUGGAUGACUUGCAAAAGUUGGGAGUCAUAUUGCACAGUGCUGUUUCAGUCCCAAUAAGUUCAGAUGCAUCCCCUUUUAUUCUUCCAUCUUACACUGAAGCAGUUUUGACAAGUUUGCAGGAAGCUGUACUUACAGCUUUAGAUGUUCUCCAAAAGGCCAUCUGUGUAGGACCAGAAAACAUGCAGAUAAUGUAUCCAGCUAUAUUUGAUCAGUUACUGGCAUUUGUAGAAUUUUCCUGUAAACCUCCACAGUAUGGACAACUGGAGACAAAGCACAUUGCAAAUGCAAAAUAUAAUCAGAUCCAACUAUUUGCACCGGCGGAGUGGGUAGCCUUGAAUUAUGUACCAUUUGCUGAAAGAUCUUUAGAAGUAGUUGUGGAUUUAUACCAAAAAACAGCCUGUCACAAAGCAGUGGUGAAUGAAAAAGUACUCCAGAGUAUUAUUAAGACUCUUAGGGUUCCUCUCAGUUUGAAGUAUUCCUGUCCUUCUGAAAGCACAUGGAAACUAGCAGUAUCUUCUCUCCUCAAAGUUCUUUCUAUUGGGCUACCUGUUGCCCGGCAGCAUGCUUCUUCUGGAAAAUUUGACAGUAUGUGGCCAGAACUAGCCAACACUUUUGAAGACUUUCUCUUUACUAAAAGCGUACCUCCAGAUAAUCUCUCUAUUCAAGAGUUCCAAAGAAAUGAAAGUAUUGAUGUUGAGGUAGUUCAGCUUAUCAGUACUGAGAUACUACCUUACGCCAAUUUUAUUCCCAAGGAAUUUGUUGGUCAGAUAAUGACUAUGCUUAAUAAGGGCUCCAUACAUUCUCAGUCAUCUUCAUUUACAGAAGCAGAGAUUGAUAUUCGUUUGAGAGAAGAAUUUUCUAAAAUGUGUUUUGAAACAUUGCUCCAGUUUUCCUUCAGUAAUAAAGUCACAACACCUCAAGAAGGUUACAUCUCACGAAUGGCACUCUCAGUGCUUUUAAAGAGGUCCCAAGAUGUACUACAUCGCUAUAUAGAGGAUGAAAGAUUAAGUGGCAAAUGUCCUCUUCCAAGGCAACAAGUAACAGAAAUCAUAUUUGUCUUAAAAGCAGUCAGUACUCUCAUUGAUUCACUUAAGAAAACUCAGCCUGAGAAUGUUGAUGGAAAUACCUGGGCACAAGUAAUUGCCUUGUACCCAACGUUAGUGGAAUGCAUCACCUGCUCAUCUUCAGAAGUCUGCUCUGCACUUAAAGAGGCACUAGUUCCCUUUAAGGAUUUCAUGCAACCACCAGCAUCCAAAGUUCAAAAUGGAGAAUCUUGACCUGCUUCAAUAUCUUUGAAGGAAGAAAGAUAACCUAAAAGAAUGUUUGCUCCUAAGUGAGUCUUAAGAAAGACAUUUCUUACUACAAAUAAAUCUUGGCAGCUCUUGUUGGCCUCCUUUAAAUUGUACGUACCUGAGUUCGGUAAUUCAUACGACAAGCUUACACAUCAACAAAGGUUCCUGAAUGAGUAGCAGUGCAGGCCUUUAAUAAGUUAAACUAGUGGAAGGGGUAGUUAAUACUGCAACAUACCUGCUACCGUAUCUUCAGUUGGUGGUGUAAAAGUGAACUUAUGUGCAGUUUGUGGUGUGUGUGUUAAUGAUGUACUUUUUAAAAAGAAAUAUAUUUCAAUUCAGUCAGAUUUAUUAGGCUGGUGUUUUUGCACCCUUUUUCAAGUACAAAGUUGUACUAAAAUUUUAUGCAAGAUGGUACUGUAACAUUCCAUAUUACCUGUAACCAGCCUUUGUAAACAAAGGGAACUGAUGUACUUGUGUGUAUAAUAAAUAGUACAGUUAUGUAUAAAAUAAUUGCAUUUAUUAUUUAAAUUUUUAAAAUAUUGCUAAUGUUAAAUGCUUGAAGCUGUAUUUAUUAUUAAUACAAAAUUAUUUGCUUACAUUUUUACUUAUAAUUUGCGUUCUUAAGUGGCAGAUAUGCUCACCAUAUGAUCAUGCAUUUAGCUUCAUGUUUAUUUUGAAUGUAUUUAUCAGUGACCAUUAAACAUCUGACCAGAAAGGUCAUGUAAACACAGCAGCAAAUAGUUCAUGAUUUGCUGGUUUUGCAGGUUUGAAGUAUAGGUUAUUAGUGUAAUUCACUGAGAUAUAUUGUAGCACUAUGACUCCAUCAUACCUCAUUUCUUUAAAUAUCUCUUCCAGCUUUCGCAAAGUCUGUCCGUUUUUAUAUUUGCUGUCUGGAUUUUAAAGACUUUUCAUAUUUUGUAUUCCCACUGAUUUUUUUCCCCUGACUAACAACAUUUGUCACUGUCUUGAAAUUAUGACCGGGGCAAGAUGAUUUCAGAUUCCCUAAAAUUUUGCCUGUGAGGUUUUGUUUAUUUCAGUUACCUUCAGUGCUUUGUUUUGUAAUGUCUUUUCAAAAAGAAACGUAACUAUGCUAAUCCACAAGUAUAAAAUGUGUGUGUAUUAUACUGAGAAGUGUAUUUUUGGAGAUAGUCAAGCAUUUAGAAGUACAGUAAACUUUCUGUCAUGAAGUAAAAUGCUAAUUUUGUUUCACUUUCCUCUCCUAGUGAAGAAGAAAAGUGCUCUUGAGUACAUUAACUGAAUCGUUUCUUAUAAAACUUUGACCUAGCUUACUGUAUUUUUUAUUUAAUGGAUUAUGGUAUUAUAAUAUUUUUCUUCUGAUUUAAAUUUUCAAAAUGAUUUAUGUGAAGACAUGAAAAUGUUUAAAACAGUGAUUAUUCAUAAGAAAUCCUAACGGUCUCAGUAUUAUUUUAGUGUGCUGGAAGGCCUUCGUUUUGAUAGAAUUUAUAAGUUUCAGGUUCUCCAGAAUAGUCAUAAAACUACAAGAAGAUAAUAGAAUUGAGUAAUGAAUGAGAUAAAAUUUUGAGGCUGUUGUAAUUGUGUAUUUAAUUUGCACUGUUAUCCAUAAACACGUGACGAGAUCUUUUAUUUACAUGAAAUAAUGAAUUUCUGUUUUAUAAUUUCACUUAAAAUUAAGGUAAAAUAUGGCAUUCCAUAGAUUCUGCCUUCAACAUUUUCCUUAAGGAAAAUUGUUGUUUUGUUUUUUUAAAAAAAAAACCUUUAAAGCUGUGUAUUUAGUUUAUUCUCUGUAUUGGAUGUGUUAUAUUGGGGGUUAGAAAAUUCACAGAUCACUGAUAAAUAUUGAAAUAGAGUAACCAAAGUAGUGUACCUUUUCAAUAACAUGUUAAAAAUACUGCUGUGAAUUUACAUGAAGUAAAAAUAUGUCUAUUCUUGAGAAACAAGAGCUGAAUCUGUUGCAAUCCAACUAAUAAUUCUCCAGUAAAACUUGAAUAUGAGUCAAGGGUAUAGAACAUGCGUUUAUAUAAACUGAGUACUUUGAACUAGUAUUAGUUUUCAGUACCAAGAUUGUGCCCUCCAGUUGUGCUAAAGAUAUAUAAAUGUGGUGAAAGUGUUAAUACAAUAUAAUAUGGUGAUUAGUGCCAGUCUUACAAAUAAGCAAAGUGGGGUAGCCCCUUGGUGGUAUAAUUUGACAGCCUUUUCCUCCCAAAAUACCCAUCCCCCUCAGAAGCAACUAUUAGCAAUUCAUUCCCUUGAGUCAAGCAUUCCUUUAUGCUGCAUUUUCUAAACUAUUCUGAUCCCUGGGGAGGUUAAGACAUUGUUGGUAUGAAUUGGGUUCUUCAUUGACUAGAAGAUCUGGGCUCUGUGAGAUUACUAGCUGCUGGGAGAUUGAAAAAGGAAACUCCGAAAGCUAAAACCAUUUUACAGUACAACUGAGUUUGUGACUAGUCCUGGAAACAGUGAUAAUGUCCUUUGGGAUACAUAUUAGAAAUAUAAUAGAUUUUAAGCCUCAGAUAAUCACAUUUUGUCACAGUGCCUGUCUUAGAUUGUUGGACAACAGACAUAUGCCAACAACUGGAUGAUCAGUAAAGUCCUUUCCUGACUAUUUUUUUUUCUAUUGUAAAGGAAACAAACUAAUUUUCAACUUGUCUGGUUUACUUUUUUAGUUUCCUAUGAUGCUGUCACUGCCAAGAAGGAAAAUAACAGGUCAUUUUAUAGUGUCUUAUUUUGUAUUUCUAACAGUUGCCCUCAAGUAGGCUCCAAAUCAUGGUGACUGCAUGUACAACAGAAUGAAACAUGCCAAGUCCUGUACCAUCUUUAUAAUCGUUGGCAUGCUCGGUUUAUUGUUAUGACCACUGUGUAUUUUGAGUGUCUUCCAACCUAUAUAGUGCUGUCAUCUUCCAGCAGUAUAUCAGCAAUAUUCUGUUGUGAUCCAUAAGGUUUUCAAUGGCUACUUUUCAGAAGUAGAUCA